Molecule: messenger RNA, 2026 nt
Organism: Darwinula stevensoni
Lineage: Eukaryota; Metazoa; Arthropoda; Ostracoda; Podocopida; Darwinulidae
Source: the annotation of a GenBank genome assembly
AUGGCGGCGUCCCUUCUCUGACUCGCAUCAGUGCCUUUAGCAUUCUCCCUUGUCUCCUAGGUUUUCAAGCUUCGGGUGGCUAUGAGCCUCCAGCGUUAGUCGGUGCCACUUCUUCAUGAUGAACUAUCCAUCAUGUCCAGCCUCAAAAUAGGUAGGUUUUAUGAACACCAGGGACCUGUUACAAUGAUCCAGAUCAAUCGGAAAUCAAGAAAAGGAAUACCCAUGCCGGAAGAAUCGUACGUGAUAGCCAAGUACGAUUAUGUGGCUCAGGGAAGUCAGGAACUUGAUGCCAAGAAAAACGAGAGACUUCUGCUCCUCGAUGAUUCUAAGCACUGGUGGAGAGUGCAAAAUGCUCGAGGACAAAACGGAUACGUCCCCAGUAACUACGUGAAACGAGAAAAACCCUCCAUCUUCGAUAGCAUUAAAAAGCGAGUUAAGAAGAGCGGCUCAUCGGCGGGAUCAAAAACACUUCCAUCAUCAUCUUCUGCUUCACCAUCCCAUGAUGUUCCUUCGCCUUCUCCUUCGCCAGUGAGGAGGCCGGUCCCUCCAAUCGAUCCUCGAGAAGGGAUCGGGUAUGCCAUAGUCAAGUACAACUAUACUGCCCAGCAACCUGAUGAACUUCCACUCACGAAGGGAACCCGAAUUCUCAUCUUGGAGAAGUCCAAUGAUGGCUGGUGGAAAGGGCAAUAUGGGAAUCAAAUGGGCUGGUUUCCGAGCAACUACACGAUAGAGGAAGUGGAAGAAUCUGUUCAUACGUAUGCAAGAGCAGAGAAUGUGCUGGACAUCGUUCUCGCCCUCUACAGUUUCACGGCUCGCAACGACCAAGAACUCGGAUUCAGGAAAGGAGAGAAGUUGGAGAUCGUCGACCGACCGGCAUCGGAUCCCGAGUGGUACAAGGCUCGCAAUGCAGCCGGCCAGGUCGGCCUCGUUCCCAGCAACUACCUGAAGGAAGUCGGGGACGGGCACGGGCAUUACGAAGCCGCCGUCAGGAGACGCGGACCCCCGGACGGAAGCUCGAACGUCUCGGGGCCCGUGCCGGAGACCACGCACAACGGGGCCGUCACCGAGGCAGUUCACAAUCUCUCCCAGUUGAACCUGACACCAGACACGAGAGAUAGGCCUCACUUGGCCGGACGGGAGUGGUAUUACGGGAUGAUCACUCGUGCUCAGUGUGAUGCCCUUCUCGGUACAUACGGCCAAGAUGGAGACUUCCUCGUUCGAGACUCCGAGACCAAUGUCGGAGACUAUUCGGUGUCGCUGAAGGCACCGGGACGGAACAAGCACUUUCGUGUCCACGUGGAUGGGAACCUGUACUGCAUCGGACAGAGAAAGUUCCAGAACCUGGACCAACUGGUGGAUCACUACCAGCGCGCUCCCAUCUACACGAGCCAGAAGGGGGAGAAGCUGUAUCUCAUCAGGCCAUUUCCCCGACCCAAUUUCUCCACCUCCAACCCCCCUCCUCCCGUUCCCAUGUGAUCGCUUCACGUGGUCACGUGGCUUCACGUGCAGUACAUACGAACGAUGACCCACGAGGACUCUUCCAUUCAGUACCCUGCACGUGGUACCUCAUACAAUACGUACGGUAUACCACAGAAAUGUUCCGCAGGGGAGGAUUUCGUCAACCUCAUUGUGUCUGAUCUCACAAAGUGUUGUAUGAAUUUAUUCAUCUUUUCCAUUUUUCAUAACCGACUGAUGUUCGUCGUGUGCACGUGAUGAUAUCUUAUACAGGCCCCCGCGGCACGUGUGAAUGUUCUUCGUCUGCAUGGCUUGCUCUAGUCAGCGAAUUAUGUGGUACGUUCGAAGCGUAGCUGAAAGGGUUCGUUUCUCGGUCUGUCGCGAAGGACUCAUAUCUUGUGGGCUUUCACACUCUCCAGUGGCUCAAAUAUUUACUUCGUGGACCGAUCGACUGACCAGUUGUUUGCUUCUCGUUCGUUUAUCGUAUGCGCGUGACUGUCGAAUUUUGUUUCUGUUCUCGAUGACGGCGGCAAUGGUAGCGAAAUAAUAAACUUGGAGCUAUGCAAUACGA